Trichosurus vulpecula (common brushtail) is the source of this 1045-nucleotide messenger RNA. It is a transcript of the gene SPRYD4, whose product is annotated as SPRY domain containing 4. NCBI's taxonomy places the organism in Eukaryota, Metazoa, Chordata, Mammalia, Diprotodontia, Phalangeridae. Bases 76 to 693 code for a protein of 205 amino acids. The record is from RefSeq and is a predicted model, not a curated record. The transcript has 2 exons. Gene Ontology annotation, molecular function: protein binding.
CCGGAUCCCGUGACCAAGAAGCGGAGAUGGCGGCGUCCCGGCGUGAGGGGCGUGUCCAGAUAGCUCGGGCACAAGAUGGCGCUGCCCAUAGCGCGUGUGCUGCGUCGCUGUAGAGCCGAGUCGUUGGGGGCCACGGCCGCUGCCACCCGGAGAGCUAUCAGUUUCAAGCUAGAAGAAAAGACGGCUCAUACCAGCCUUGCACUCUUCAAGGGGGAGACCGGUGUUAAGUAUGGCAUGGUGGGGCUGGAGCCCACCAAAGUGGCCCUCAACGUGGAACGCUUUAAGGAGUGGGCUGUGGUGCUGGGUAACACUGCGGUCACCAGUGGUCGGCACUAUUGGGAGGUAACAGUCAAGAAAUCUCAGCAUUUCCGAAUAGGUGUGGCGGAUGUAGACAUACCACGGGAUUGUUGUAUUGGUGUGGAUGAGCAUUCCUGGGUGUUCACCUAUGCUCACCGGAAGUGGCAUGCCAUGCUGGCCAAUGAGAGUGCCCCCAUAACAGGCGUUGGCCAGCCUGAGAAGGUGGGGCUGCUGCUGGAGUAUGAGGCGCAGAGACUGAGCCUGGUGGAUGUGAGCCGGCCUGCUGUGCUAUACACUUUAAGGACACAGUUCCGGGGCCCAGUGAUACCUGCCUUUGCCCUUUGGGAUGGGGAACUGCUGACUCACUCAGGGCUUGAUGUGCCUGAAGGAAUCUAGGAUGGCUUGACUAGAGCCUUGCACUGAAGCCCCUGGGUGGGCCCUUUUAUAUGUCUAGCCUAGUUUAUUCUAGACCUCAUACUUACUCAGCCAGUACUAUUGGGCACUUGUGCAAUAUCUUAAAUCCUUCUGUCAUUCUUUCUAAUAUUCCCUAUGAAGGUUGAAGAGACAGCUCCCAAUUCUGCCAGACACAUGAGUCUGAUUUUGGUGGGGACCAUAGAGAAUGAUACCUGUACCUCCCAUUGGGCCACUAAUUAGUCUUAGAUUUUACGCAUUCUGAAAGUUUGCCCCACAGUUCUACUUUUCUUUGUUACUAUAAUUCUACAUGAGAGAUAAACCAAGGUGACCCUUU